This is a messenger RNA of Caenorhabditis remanei, 714 nucleotides long. RefSeq lists its product as uncharacterized. The transcript has 4 exons. The record is from RefSeq and is a predicted model, not a curated record. Lineage: Eukaryota; Metazoa; Nematoda; Chromadorea; Rhabditida; Rhabditidae. The coding region runs from base 1 to 714 and encodes 237 amino acids.
AUGUCUUUCACACGUGAUCCGAACGAAACAUUUGAUAAAAUCUAUUCCGGCUUGGAACGUUGCUGCUCUAGUUUGAAACACGUCGUCAGAGCCUCUGAGACUUUGAAAGAUAUGGGACAGAAAUAUUGGAAAUCAUUUAUUGAUAUGAUUCAGGCUAACCAAAAAUCGCUCAUUUUCAUAAUUCUCUUUGUUGCUGUCGCUGUCAUUAUCUCUGUCUUCCUCGUCGUUCCCCUCUCUUCUAGUCUUGAGAAACAUAUAAAGCAACGAUCCGAAUGCUCAUCCCUGGCUUCGGCAGUUGAUUCCCGUCUCGAGAACUUCAAAAAAGUGUUCGAUAAACUUGACAUUCCCUCACACAAGCAAUAUCUGUACAACACAUGCGAACUUCUUACUGACUACUACAUUGCCCUGCAAUCAUGCAACAACAUCAACAAGGAGCAACUUAAGGAGAAGACUCAAACUUUGAACGAAUGUUGUUAUAGUCGUAAAUACCAAUAUGCAUCGAAGGAAAAAAGGAUCAAUCUGGAAAAGCGCACCAUCGAGUUUGGAGAGAAACUUAAGCAUCUUGAUUUUGACGAAAAUGAUGAAGUGAAAGAAUUUAAAAGAUCGUAUGAUGCUCUUAACGACUGCACUCGUACUCUUGGUCACUUUGAAGCAAUGCAAGAUGAAGAGACGAAGAAAGCGUUUGCCUCAUAUAUUUAUAGUCUAAGAAUGUAA